Messenger RNA from Symbiodinium sp. CCMP2592, 9126 nucleotides. Lineage: Eukaryota; Dinophyceae; Suessiales; Symbiodiniaceae. The record is from the annotation of a GenBank genome assembly.
AUGGGCCAGUGUGGCUGCAGCAGAAGUGAUGCAGCACCGAUACGGAGGAGCUUAAGAAAAGAAGACAAUGUUGAGUCGGCUUUGCUGAACGAGUCGCGGCGCUUUAUCCUAGAGCGUACCAAAGCCAAGCGUGGGCCACAAGGAGUGGAGCUCGGCUGGUUGAACUUCAUGGUUCAGAAGCUUUGGCCAAAGCUGAGCAAGGCUUGUACUGCAAUUAUCAAGGAGGAGCUUCAGCCCAAACUGCAGGCUGCUGUGCCUGCAGUUCUGAGUGGGAUCUACUUCAAGAAGCUAGACUUCGGAAAUCAGCAUCCCUUGCUGGGCCCGGUGGGUGUCGCCCAUGGGAAGCAGAACCAAUACGAUGGACUGGAGCUCGACGUGAAACUUCUUUGGAAGUGCAACGCCGAGGUAGUGCUCGAAGUCCAGGGAAUUGAAAUCGGUCUGGAAAAGAUACGAAUCGAUGGGACGGUUCGAUUGCAGCUGCGGCCUUUACUGCACCACUUCCCGAGCAUGGGAGGGCUGCAGAUCACUAUGAUGUCUCCGCCGAAUUUGAACUGGAACUUCCGUGGCCUCUUGGGGGCCUUGCAGCUUGACGUGCUCUCGCGGGUGAUGCGCCAGGUUGUCGCGGACCAGAUAUCCGAGCUACUGGUGGUCCCAAACUUGCUAUUCGUCCACUGGAUGGACUCCUCUGCCGACGUAGACCUGGAAGUGCUCCAAUUCCCCCAUCCCGAGUGCAUCGUCCGCCUCUGUGUGAGAGAGGCCCGAAACUUGAGAGGUUCCGACUGGAACUAUUUCGGUUUCAAGGGCACCUCGGAUCCCUAUGUGUCGGUGCAUUUGGGCUCGCGUCUCUGGCACACUCCCAAGAAGACACGGACACGGAACCCAAAGUGGGGUGACGCAGGCUGCGAAGACUUCUUCGUGUACACGCCAAGCCAGUUCGUGAAGGUCGAUGUCUAUGAUGCAGACAUCGGGCCAGGCACAGAUGACCAUCUUGGCCACGUCGCCGGGCUCAAAGUCGAGGACCUGCUGAAUUCUCCAAGCCAGUGGUGGCCUCUGUCCACACGCAAAGUGAGAGAUGCGCAGCCAGAGCCAGGCACCGCUUCCCAGGACACCUCGCAGGAUCACUCGCAUCCGCAUGGGGAGGUUUACAUCCAAGCUCGGUUCUAUGAUCUCAGGACACAUCGACAAGACGUUCCAAAGCCUAUGGGAAAAGCAGAUGCGGAAGCUUUCGUGUUUAUCGAUUUGCGGAGCUUGCGUGGUUUGCAGCAGAAGCAGGCGCAAGGAGCCACCAUCACCUUCAAGCUCGAAGGGAACACUCAUAAGAGCAGAGGUGCCACGUACAAGGCGACCACCUACGGCUCUGCGCUGACUGCCUCCGCCCAAAGACUUGUGGAACACCUGCAAAAUUCCCAGGGCAAGUCCAUUGAGGAAAUCAUGAAGAUAUCUGGACUCAGCAAGGAGCAGGUUGCGUCAGUGGUGCAAGCUCGACCGUCUUUCACAACGCGGUGGCACCAACCUUUCUCUUUCCCCAUUCGGGAUCUGGACAACGCGCAGUUGGAGAUCUCGCUUGGAAUACGGCGUCCAAAUCAGAAGUCCCUCGCGCAGCUGAAGAGUCCCAUCUGUCUUAAGGAUCUGGUGGACAGUGGCAAGUGGCAACUGGACAAAGCCUUGGUCCUUGAUCCGGAUGGGAAGGAAGGCACCAGCGUGGUGCUCGAAACUCUGGAGCUCAGCCUGCGGAUAACGUUGCGGAGCUUGACCUCUCCUCUCAUGAAGAAUCCCGACUGGCCGGAUGGGGAGGCCAGAGCUCCGGCGGGCUGGGAUUCCAUGGACCUCAAAGAGGUCGUCCUGCGGGAGGAGCAUCUCAGACUGACGGUCCAAGCUCACAUAGAGACUGCAUGUUGCACGGAACAUGCUUUGGCAUCGCAACUUUCUGAGAUGAAGAUGCUCCUCGGACGACUCGCCGCUGCCAGGAGGAUUGGAGUCUCCGCUGCGACGCCCUUCGCCAAGUUCAACGCACGAACCUUCGCUGCGCAGGUCUCAUCUCCGCGUCCGCUGUCCAUCCGUGGAGAUGGCCUGGUCUUGCAGUGCAUCACUGCGGCGCUGAUCUACUUCGUGCCUCAAGAUGCGGUGUUCCUGGGUGGCCUCUUCUAUCUGUGGCACAACACUGCUGCAUCCAUCAGCCCGAAGGUCCCGAAAGCCGACGCCGAUGCUGCAGUGGAAGAGUUCAAGGCCAAGAAGGGGAUCGAGAACGUCAAGGUCUCGAAGGGACGUAGCACCUGGACCGCAGCAGCAAAGUCUUCCCUUGCGAAAGCAGCAAACUGGAAGGAUGAGGCCUUGCAGCAUUUGUCCAUGAUCGAGAAGCAUCGCCGUGAGGAGGCGUCCUUCCAUCUUGGUCGCCCUGUAGCCGGCUUCGGAGCUUCCUUGUUUGAUCUCGCCACAGGGACAAGCAGCAAUGCACAGGCCACAGUUCAACAAGCGCCAGAGCUUGAUUUUCAGGCUGAAGACUCCUCUGCGCUGGGCCAAGCAACAGACGACAAGUGUUUGGCGGAGCUGCGCAGUGAGCAUGCUCAUGCAGAGCGCAGAGUUGCGAGAGAGUUCGAGGAGUGUGAUGCAGCUCUGUUGGUGCGCUCCAAAGCCGCAGAGGAACUACUCGCCGCUGCAGAAAAGGAAAAGAGUUUAACGCGCAUGUGUGCGUUGCAUGGGCUGCGUGGGGAAGCACUGGAGGCUCGCCUUCAUGUCUCCCGGCAGCUGAUGGUCGAGGCGUGUCAGGCGCACGAGGCAGCCGACAGACGAGAGGCUGUGGCAGCCCUGGCCAGAUCGGAAGCUAGGGGCGCAGAGGAGCUCGCCGUGCAACAGGCUGCUUCACAGGGUCUGAUGGAAAGCCAAUUUCUGCGACAGAGUGCUGCAGAACGGGUUGAGCAGCUGGAAGAACAGGAAGCAACAGUGAAAGCUCGUGCUGACAAAGCGGUCGCACUGGUCGAGGGUGAGGUGGAGGCACAGCUUGAUCCGAUCACCUUGCAAAGCACCAGUUUUGAGCUGUUGCGAGUUCUGACAGGCCUUGAGGCAACGUGCUUUGCCCGGCAGUGCUCGGUGUCAGAGCAGGCCUUGGCCUUGGCUCGUUGCGGAAGCAAGCAUGUGGAAGCCAUCGAUGAUGCGCCCAAAUCGUCUCGAAUUGCUUGCAAGGCCUGGCGCGGAAAUCCGCGCGGCCGUGGUCAGGAGCUUAGCCUAGCAGAGCUCCGAUACUGGCGCAAGCCGCAAUGCCGCAAGUCCCUGGUUGAAGAGGCCCUCGAAAGUGCUGCAGCUGCAGCUGCGGUUGGAGAAGUGCUGGCAACGGAGCUUGGGGAGGAGCUCCGCACCAGGCUGAGAAGCGUUCGAUCCGAGGAGAAGCAGGUGCAGCACGAAUGUGAGAAGGCACUUGAGGCCGUGCAAGGCAAAGGAACUUGUCAAGAGGAGGAGAUCUUGCUUCACAUCGAAGAAGAGGUCUUGUCCUUCGAGGUCACAGAAGAGGAGGCCGCCAGCAUGUUGCGACAACAACUGGAGCAGCAGAUCAAUGAAGCCGCCGAGCAAUGCAAAGAGCUGGCGAAGAACACAUCUGGGGCCCUACAGCAGCUUCUUGAGCUAACGCAGCAAGCGGAACAAAGUACACGCCAAGCCGAAGAAGCUGCUGAGCAGGAUGAGAAGAUGCACAGAUGUGCAGCGCAACAAUCUGAGGCUUCCGCCGAGGCCGCGGAGAAGUUGCAGCAGCGGCGAUCCCUGGCUUUGCAUGAGGAGGUCUUGGCUGCAAAGCUGAAUGCUGAGCGCAGCAUAGCCCAUGAUGAGUGGCUCGCUGGUGAAGAAGAGGAGGCUGCUCUUGCUGAAGAAGACCGUUGCAUCCGAGCCUGCUGUGAAGAGAUUGCUGCAGCAAGAUACGAGGCGGAGACUGCCAUUUCGAGCUGGCGAGCGGAGGAUGCAGUUCUUGAGGUUGAUGCUCAGGAGCUUCUCGACAAGGCUGCGGAAUUGCAGCUCGAGCAAAAUGCAAUUCAGCUUGCCAGCCGCAGCAACUCGUACACUGCCCGGUUUGUUUCGUCCGCAAAGACUGCCGCGUGGCCAUGGUCUCGGUUUGACAUGCCUGCGAGGGGUGCCGGCGCGACCCGUUGCGUUCCAAUGGGAGCUGCCAUGUUCGGGAAGCUGAUCUGGCCGACGGAGACCGUGCUCACAGAAGACCGGAGGGGCGCGAAGCUGUCGCCAGAGUCUUCGGCAGACUUGCCGCCGUCUUCAGGUUGCAGACCGACCACAUUCUCUCGCAGAUUGUCACCGGACCUCGUUGUAGCGCGACCGUUGUCUAGCAUCGCUGGCGCAUCCGCCAGCAAUGCAGUCGAGCUCGCGUGUUACUGGUCCAACAGUGUCAGGCCCUAUGCCCUGCGAGGCAGCCCGUUCCUCCGCCCUCCGGUGUCCGCCGCGCUUUGGCAUGUCGAGCUGGACCUGCAUGAAAGAGGCCUUCAAGAGGAACAGGAUGGCAACUCUGCCGACUUUGUCAUCCAGACGGCAUUGCAAGGUAUGCUGGAGCUGAGCCUGGUUUGUCACCGAGACGGUCAGAUCAUGUCGACAGGGACAGCAUGGUGUGUGGCUGCAAAAGCGAUGCCGCCUUUCGAUGGGGUUGUUGUGCCACCAUUACCGCUUUCGCCAGCUCAGGCAGAUGCAGGCUGUUUGCGAUGGAAGGCCUUGCAGCGACGACAGGCCCAAGCGAGCCAGCGGCCUCGAACAGUGAGCGCAGCAGAAGCUGAGGCCGGCGCAGUCUUCGAUGUCCCCGUGUACUCGCAGUUUCAUGUAGCUCCUGCGGCGCACAUGGAGCAAGUCGCAGGAGCAAUGACUAUAGCUCUGCCUCUUUGGCGGUGCGAGUUAAGAAAGCGUGCAGGAGCCAUCGGCAAGCCUGUGGCCAUGACCAUUCUGCCAGCUCCAAGUCUUUGCACAGACGUCGGGCCAGUCCUCAUCGAAGCCGUAUCAGCCGUGCAGGAGAACUUGACCAACAGAUCAGGAAGGGAUGUGCAGGUGGUCUCCUUGGAGGCUUGGUUGUCGCACGUGCCUCCCAAAGCGCGACUUCAGAUUUGGCUUUGCAGCGAAAGCGGUGAGGAUGACGUCUGUCGAUCUUGGGUGACAGUUUGGCACGGUAAAGAGCCUCUGAUUCGGAUGAGGGUUGAGUCGCGGAUGCUCGAAGAAUCUCGACGCUCAGAGGAGGAAACCUGCGAAGAGCUUGUCGUUGCGGCAGACGAGGUGCGGGCUGCGGCCCGUGCAGCCGUGCAUGGCUACGAAGCCAGGGAGGCAAUUGCACAGAGGACGGCUCACGAGCUGCAGGAGGAAGCUAAGCAGAAGCAGGAAGCACGAAGCCUGGACGCCGGCCACCGGUUCAAUUCAGCCGAGCUCCGUGCAGAAGCUGCUGCACGGCGUGCUUUAGAAGCCGAAGAGUCCAGCUGGAUUGCCAGGCAGAGCUACGAGCAGGAGUUGGCGAGCAUGCGCGCGCACGGCGAGAAGGAGGCCGAAGCCCGAAGCCUCCGCAUGUCUGUGACGGUGUGUGGGAAGGCACCGCCGCAACAACCUCAGCCGACGGUCGCACCAGAAGCCGGAGUGCACGUCGCAGUGCGAGAACUUCGCAAUGUCCUCCGGAAGGGACGCGACGGUGGCUUCGGCGCUUGGGCUGAGCUGGCGGCGAGCCUGAACAUGGAGGACCGGACCUCCCUCGCCGAGCUCCUCGCCGUGACGGCCGUGGUUCCACCGACUUCCCCGCCUACCGACGAGGAACGCCGGACCUACAUGGGGAGGCUGUUCCCGCAACGGGCCACGACGGAGGGGACGCCGGUGAUGGUGAAGGCAGCUCCAAGGCCGCCGCCGACCACCUCUGCCACGCCGGGACAUGGAUCUAUGACGCCCAGCUCGACGGGUCCCAGGACAUCGACGGUGGCAUCAACUACGCCGCCUCCACCGACGGGUCCCGGGAGCUCAUCGGCGGCGACCAUCCUGCAGCAGAACGUCGGGGCGCCGCCCACGGCGUGGGCACACCAGGUGAACUGGCAGCCGCCGCAGCCCACCGCGGCAAGGGACGACGACCAGGUGUCGGGCACGGUCUUCCUCGACGCCCCCACGACGUCGGCUACCAGGACUGCGGCGGCCUUCUUGGACCCGACGGAGGCGAGGGAGCCCGAGACCACGGCGUCGCCGACCAUAACGGGGUUCCCGGGUCUCGCCGCAAUGGAAGCCCAGUCGGCGAUGCCCUCUGGCACGGCCACGCCGGCAUACUACAUCGACGCGGCUGGUCAUCGGGUGAGGGCCCCGCCAGAGGGGGCACGACGACCGGCCGACGCCACUGGCAUCCAGACGCCGGCUUCGACGAUCGGCGGGGGGGGCGCCGAAGAAGUCAUCAACAUCGCCGCGUCACUGCUUCGGCAGGUGGGCCCCCGACAGGACGACGACGCCCACUCGACGGCCGGGAGCCAGACAUCGGCAGCCAGAGGGAGAUCGACGCAACGAGGCGGGCGGCCGACCAUGGACCCGCCGCCGCCUCCUCCAGUGGUCGACGCACCUCCGUCCAGGUCCAGCUUCCCGCCGCUCUCGGCGGCUUCUACGCCAUGGCAGUCCACACCGCCGAGUCCGAGGGCAUCCACCACGAGAGCGCCGACCCCCCCGGCGGUGGCGGCAGAGCGCCCGGAUUGGAUGUUCCCGCCGGGCGCAAGGCCAGCAGACCAGCCCGCCGGUUCCUCGACGAACGCCGGGCCUUCGACCACACCCAGGACGACGACACCGACGGGGGCACGAUCCAGGUCCAAGACGGCGGCGGGGUUCCGCGAGCACCUGAGCGACGAGAGGAUCCGCCAGAUAGAGAUCAACAUGACCGACGACUAUCGGCAGCACAAGCGGGCCAUGCAUCGCCGAGGCGCCCGAGCCGUCGACGACCCGCCGAAGUCGGUCAAGCACUUGCUCAGGCGGACCUUGAACGACGUGAUCGCCGAGGAGAACCUGGACAGGCAGGGCAUCGACGGGCACAAGCCGAAACCCCCGCCGACCUCGGCGCCCACCUACUGUGCAUACUGGUUCUGCUCGACGCUACCCGCCAACACACGCGGCGCCCGGAUCCCUUGGCAAAGCCAGGAGGCCGGCCGACGUGUGCUUGGUUGGUGCUCGCACCCUUGCACGUCGCCGCAUUGCCCUCAUCUCGACGACCUUUACGACGUAGACGCGCCGGGCCUAGGCCGCUGUCUACGUCCCGUCGUGGAGGGCAACGGACUGAUCUUUUGCGACGCCAGCGGGUGCCCCUGUCACCCGGCUUCGGCCAUCGGGUCGGCACCGCUGAUCGAGGCAGUCGACGGCGGCGGGGGCAGGGCGCCGGUCAUGAACCAACAAGCCGCAUCGUCGGGACCCUCCGCGACUGUUGCCGACUUCUUUCGCGACGUCGCCUCGGCAGGCGGUUCGGCCUAUAUCGCUACCUUGGCCAGGUUCGGCGCGAUCAACACGCCGGCCGUGAGGGACUCCUUCGCCGUCCUUUUGGAGAACGGCGUGCCCGAGGGCCUCUUGCUACAGAUCCUUGCGCCGGUGCCGCCGACGCAGCCAGAACCAACGGCGACCAGGCCACCCAGGCACGACGUACCGCACAGAAGGACCCUACCCCGGGCAUCAUUGACGGCGGCUUUGGAGGCCAUGGACCCCGGGCGACGCCAGGACACCCUCGCCGCCAUCGACGCCAAUCUGCUGGCAUCGUCGACCCGCCGGGCCAUGGAGUCGCGAGUGAGGACGGUGAGCGCCCUGGCCGACAGAGGCCAGUUUCCCCUCUUCCCGCUCGACGCCAACAAGCUUCACACCAUCGCCGGGGCCAUGCGGAUCGCCGGCUACAGGUCGACUGGGCUGUACCUCGACGCGGUGGUAUGGCAUCAGGAGAACACCCUCCACACGCCGGUCACCCCUGGACUCCGACGGGUGGUCAAGACCCUGACCAAGGCAGCGGCGAGGGGCCUGCCAGGGUCCAGGCUCAAACAGGCAUUCGACCUCGACGAGCUCACCAAGUUGGUCGACGACACGGCACCGUUCGGGCCCUUCAACGCCGGCUUGGUUGCUCACGCCGUCGAUGUCGUUAUCGUCGCUACUUGGUUUAUGCUGAGGGAGGUGGAGCUCGCGGCGGCCCGGGUCAGAGAUCUCGCCGUGACCUUGUCGGCGGUGUCGCUCGACAUACCCCUGCACAAAACGGCGCAGGGGGGGCAGGCCGAUCUCACACGACGCACAUUCCGGUGCGUUUGCACUUCGACGGCCCACCCACUUUGCCCAAGAUGCGCCGCACACCGCCACCUUCGGCGGAUCCAGGCAUCCGCGGCUGCGACGCCGGCCGACUUCCUGUUUCCGACCAGACCGACGGUGCAGAGAUCCAAGGCGGAGUCAGCCGAGAUGUUUCGGCUGGUGCUGGACGCCGCCGGCUUCGAGACGGUGUACCUCGACGAACAGGGCAAGCGCCGCUUGAUCUUCGGCGGCCACGCCGCCAGAGUGGCAGGUGCGACCUUCCUGGCGAUGAGGGGGGUCCCGGUCGCCGUGAUCCAGCUGCUCGGCCGAUGGGCCUCCACCGCCGUCGAACGGUAUGUUCAACAGGCACCCCUCGCCGUGGCAGCCGGCGUUCCAGCCCAGGCCUUGGCAGCGCCGAGUGCGUCGACAACGACGCCGGCCCAGCCCCUGGCGACACCGACGCCGCCGGCCAUCGUGGACUUGUUGCCGACGGGGAACGCAGCCGGGCACGCCGAUACGGCGGUGCCGGCCUCGCAGCAGAUGGUGCCCAACGUCGACUUCGCGGCAGAGGUGCCCGGCGUGGAGUUCGUGCCAGAACCCGCCAGGAUGCCAGUAGCCGACGCGAUCGGCGAUUCGGCGCCCCGGUAUGUCAUGAACUGCCGCACCAAAAUGGUGCACAAGCCGGGGGUCGACGAAGCGACGACAGAGAGGUCGGACUGGCAGGCCAAGUGUGGCUGGCCUUACGGCGUGCGACAGUUCUUUCGCCUGUCCGAGCUGCCGCCGGAUCCGGCCUUAUGCCGCAAGUGCUUCCCGACGGAAACCGUCGACGUUGAGGCACCGGAGGCGAUCGACUCGUCGUCGAGCUCCUCGUCCUCCACUAGCGGAGCGACGUCG